Molecule: messenger RNA, 1866 nt
Organism: Chlorella variabilis
Lineage: Eukaryota; Viridiplantae; Chlorophyta; Trebouxiophyceae; Chlorellales; Chlorellaceae
Exons: 10
Coding region: 1-1866 (621 amino acids)
Molecular function (GO): protein binding
Source: RefSeq, a predicted model, not a curated record
AUGCACAAGUUCUUCCCUGCGCUCUCUCUGCGCUCUCUCUCCACACCUACCGGCGCCUUCGUCUGUAUCAGUCAAGCCUGGAUCGCUCACGGGCGCGAUAACACACCCACGCGAUUCAUCCUCAUGAGAACUCGCAGGGCCGGCAAGGCCGGGGCUCUGCCGGCUGCUGAGCCGGAGGAGGCGCGUCCCGCGGUGCGGGGAGCGAUAGGGGGCGUUCGAAAGAAACGCGGGGCCGCGGGCGGCAAGGCGGCGGCCGUCCUGACCAAACGAGUGACGCUUCGUGGGCGCACUGUGAGCAGCAGGGAGGGCAGGCCUGCGCAGCCGAGCGCCUCCCAGGAGCAGCCCGGACCUGGGUCCUCCAAUUCUGCACCAGCAGGACAGCAGCAGCAGCAGCAGCAGGCCGGGCAGCAGGCCGCCGCCGCGGCGGGUCGCCAGCAGGUGGCGGCGGCGGCGCGCAAGCGGCGCGGCCAGCUGGCGGCGGCCAAGUCCUCGGCUCCAAACAUAGAGGGGCUGACGACAGAGGCGCUGCAGGAGAUCUUCUUGCAUCUUAGAAAGGAGGAUGGAGAGCAGCAGAGCUACUGCAGGGAAACCCUGCCGCUGGUGUGCAAGCGCUUCCGCGACGUGCUGCGAGAGCCCAGCGCUGUGUGGGAGACGCUGCAUGUGGACUUCAUCCAGAAGGACCAGGCCCUGCUGUUCCCCGAGCUUUUUGAUGAGUCCGGCACCGAGCCGCUGACCUGGGGCCUGGACGGCACCUGCCGCCGCCUGCUGCACACUGCUGUGGAGCGCUGGACGGCGCCGCGCGCCGCCGCCGUCAAGCGCCUGGUCCUCUCCUUCUCGGCGCGCGACCAGACGCACAGCUUCCCCAAGACGGGGCGCGGGCUGCGGCCGCUGUUCAGCCUGCUGGGCCCCACGCUGCAGGAGCUCUACAUUGCGCACUGCUCAGACAUCUUCCACGCAGCUUCCUUCAAAGACCUGCCCAUGCUGCCGAACCUGGAGUCUGUGGCUGUCACCUUCAUGACUGGCAAGGUCCCCGCAGCCGACCUGGCCCCCCUGGAGCAGCUGCCCAGGCUGCGCUCGCUGACGCUGUCGGCCAGCCGGUCGGCGGAGGAGGGCGGGGAGCACUGCCUGGACGCCUUCCCAGACAUGCUCACCAGGCUGAAGGGCCUCACCUCGCUGGCGCUGUGCUCCCAGGGCAUCGCGGUGCUGCCCGGCCACAUCACCAAGCUGCGGUCGCUGGCCAGCCUGGAUGUGUCGGGGUGCCCGCUGUCCUUCCUGCCCGCCGUGCUGUGGCGCCUGGCCGCGCUGCGCCGCGUGCGCCUCAACGCCACCCACCUGGCGGUGUCGCUCGCGCACACCUGGGAGCCGCUGACUAAGCUGCCGGCGCUGGAGUCGAUUGAGCUGCGCGACUGCAACGCUCCCAGCCUGCCGCCGGCGCUGACAGGCCUGCACGCCCUGACCUCCCUGGAUCUCAGCGACAACAGCUUUGAGGUGGUGGGCUGGCAGGAGGAGGGGCUGCACGCCCUGCGCCUGCUGCUGCGCUGCUGCCAGCUGCCGUCGGUGCCGCCCGAGGUGGGCGCAAUCUCCCGCCUCACACACCUGGACCUGUCUCGCAACCAGCUGGUGGAGCUGCCGCCGAGCAUGAACGGGCUGGCUUCGCUGCGGGAGCUGGUGCUGGCUGAGCUGCCGGCCCUGGAGGUGGCUGACCUGUCCUUCAACAUCUACAUGGAGGCCGCGGCGUCGCUGCAGCCGCUGAUGCUGGGCGCCUGGAAGCAGAGCAGCAUCAGGUGGCUGCGGGGCCUGGUGCAGGAGCUGGAGCAGCAGCGGGCCGCCAGCGGCGGGGCGCGCCCCGUGGUGCUCUGGGACUGA